This is a messenger RNA of Rhinocladiella mackenziei CBS 650.93, 1482 nucleotides long. RefSeq lists its product as uncharacterized. The transcript has 2 exons. Bases 1 to 1482 code for a protein of 493 amino acids. The record is from RefSeq and is a predicted model, not a curated record. Lineage: Eukaryota; Fungi; Ascomycota; Eurotiomycetes; Chaetothyriales; Herpotrichiellaceae. Gene Ontology annotation, molecular function: aldehyde dehydrogenase (NAD+) activity.
AUGGCUCCUUCAGCCACUGCUGAUAUUCCCACCGAGGGAUACAAGCCAAAACACAUUGAGGACCGUCUCUUCAUCAACGGUGAAUUCGUUCCUUCGAAAUCUGGAAAGAAAUUCGACAUCACCAACCCCAGUACUGAGAAGUUGGCCGCAUCGGUUUACGAAGCUGGUGCAGAGGAUGUCGAUCUCGCCGUCAAGGCUGCUCAAGAGGCUUUCCCAGCUUGGUCUGCCCUUUCUGCUGCCGACAGAGCCGGAUACUUGAAUAAACUGGCCGAUGCUAUUGAGAAGAACGUUGACGAGAUCGGUUAUCUUGAGGCUAUCAGUAUGGGCAAGCCAUACGUUGGUGAUUUUAUCAAUCCCCUUGGGUGCCAAAUUCUUAGAUACUUUGCCAGUAAGGCCUCCGAUGUCGCUGGUGAUUCGUCCUUAAACACCAAAGACAUGGUCAACAUCACCUUCCGGCAACCUUUCGGUGUCUGUGGUGCCAUUAUCCCCUGGAACUUCCCUCUUCUCAUGUUAAUCAACAAGGUUGGCCCGGCCCUCGCCACGGGUAACACUUUGGUCCUCAAGUCCUCUGAGAAAUCCCCACUCUCUUGCCUUGUUGUCGCUCGUCUGUGCCAGGAGAUCGGUCUCCCCAAUGGUGUCUUGAACAUUCUCAGCGGAUUCGGUCGACCUUGCGGCGAAGCCAUUGCCAAACACAUGGACAUCCGAAAAGUCUCUUUUACUGGCUCCGUCAUCGUCGGACGAGCCAUCAAGAAAGCGGCCGCCGAAUCCAACUUGAAGAACGUCACUUUAGAAUUAGGAGGUAAAUCCCCUCUGGUUGUCUUCGAUGACGCCGAUCUCGCAAAGGCCAUUCCCGCCGCUGCGUUCUCCAUUCUCAUGAAUUCCGGUCAAGCUUGCAUUGCCAGCUCCCGAAUUUACGUCCACGAAGCUAUUGCCGACAAGUUCAUGGAAGCCAUGAAGACCGCCAUGGCUCAGAUGGGGGUCCCUGGCGAUCCCACCGCCGCCGGCACCCGACGAGGACCACAAGCUGACAAGAUCCAAUUCGACCGCGUCAUGUCCUAUCUCAACUAUGCCAAGGAGAACAGUCUAGAAAUGCCCAUCGGCGGCAACCGAGAAGGGACCACGGGCUACUUCGUCGAGCCUACCAUCAUCGCCAACGCCCCCGAGGACUCCAAGGUGAUGAAGGAGGAAAUCUUCGGCCCUGUCGUUUGCAUCAACACAUUCACCGACGAAGCCGAAGUCCUCAAACGCGCAAACGGCACCGAAUACGGUUUAUACGCCAGCGUCUUCACCCAGGACGUCUCACGAGCCCUGCGUGUGGCGAAGGCCCUGGAGGCUGGUUCCGUCGGCGUCAACUGCACCAGUCCCACCAUGGCCAUAGACAUGCCUUUCGGUGGCUGGAAGCAGAGCGGUGACGGCAGGGAGCUGAGCAAAUACUCGACAGACUACUGGACGGAGUUGAAGAGUGUUUUUAUCUCCUUGUAA